Molecule: messenger RNA, 4857 nt
Organism: Brassica rapa (field mustard)
Lineage: Eukaryota; Viridiplantae; Streptophyta; Magnoliopsida; Brassicales; Brassicaceae
Source: RefSeq, a predicted model, not a curated record
GCAGAGCAGAUCCAUCCGAGCGGCGCACAUCGGGAACCGGCCUGGGAGGUUUCUUCUUCGCUCUUCCAAAUAGUUGUAUAAAAAUGUUUAAAAAGUAUAUUCGGUUUAUAUGUCUAUCUUUAUCUUUUUCAUGUUUAUUGAUUAAUGACAAACACAUGUCCGCAAUAAUUAGUUAAUUCACAUUUAGCAUAAAAAAUAAACACUUGUUCGCAUUAAUUGUUUUUGUAAUGUUUAUUAAUUGGUUAUUUUUUAUAUUAAUUAGUUUGAUAAUCGAAUUUGGUAUGCUUCGUGUUUUUAAUGAAAAAUAAACAACAAAUUCUGAAAUCUAGGAAUGUAAAAACUAUUGAAUUAUCAUAGUAAUAAAAUUAAUGAAAUAGUUAGGAUGAGUGAAAAGUGAAAGUAAAUACUGUAGUAACAGUUUAAAAUAGGUAAAUUAUGUUAUGUACUUCUAUUUUAAUAGAAUAAAUUGAUUGAGGGGACUUUUAUGCCAUGUGUCUCAUGGUGUACAUAUAGAUAUGCCCAAUUGAAUAUCACCACUCCUCAGUUGGUUAUCACCUCUGUUCGGAAACUCGCUACGCGCUAUCCGUGCGGCAAUCAUGGGCCUAGCGAGUUACUGAAAAAUCGGAGAGUACGCGGGGAGUAAUUUUUAAUAAAUUAUUAAUUUUAAAUAUACAAAAAUAUAUUUACCAACUUAAAUCAUGUAUCAUAAUUUUGGUUUUUCAUUCAUAUAUGUCAUAUGUGAAAUUUUGUGCAUAUACCAUGGUCUAAACUUGAGAAUGAGAAAAAAAAAAGUUUCUUACAAAUAUAAAUUAUUAGUUUUAGAGAAUCCCUUUGAAUCAAUGGUCUUGGAGAAAGACAAAAACUAACGUCUCUAAAAAGACACAUGGACCGAGUUAAUGGGAACUAGAACCCAUUAAAAAUAUUUAAUGGGCUUAUUUGCCAAAUAACAAACAAAAAAAGUAAUUAGAUUUUUAGUAAAAGGUUAGAGAGAGAUAGGAAGAGAAAUAAAGAGAGAGAUGGUGUUUUGGUUAGAUAGUAAGUUUGUGUUUUCUUAUGGUUAUAGGGGCAAAUUUUCCAAUAUUUAAGCCCAGAUAAAAAUAAAACCCUAACAAAAAUAAAAUAGUCACACCACUUUCUUCUAACUCCUCUUUUCCAUCUUCCAUUGUUUUAUGGAAAAUGAAGACUGUGAAACCAAUAAGCAGAGAUGGUGAAAAAGAGAAGAAAUCAAAAGUUUUGUGUAAACCAAAACACUAUCUCAACCCAAAUCGUACAGAUGGGAACGCAAUAUAACCGACUUUAACUCACACGAUUUUCAAAUUCUACUACCGCAUAACACAAAAAUACGUUCUAAGCGGAUAUAACUCGGUCUGGCGUAGAACCCAACUGUAUUGGCUCAACUCGCCACGGUGAGCAUACGUUUCACAAGCGGCUCGGCCCCCGCAAUUUAGAACAGGGGUUAUCACCACAUUUUCAAAUACUCAUGCAUCCAAGUUAAAAUAAAUAAGUUAUGUUAUGUACUUCUAUUUUUAUUUCUAAAAAUAUAAAUUGUAAGACAAAUUUGAAGUAAUUAAAAUCAAUUUUGUUUCUAAUAUCCAAAAAUUACACAUGAAAACAAUCUUAAGAUUUACUACAAUCUUUAUAUAAAGUAUAAUUAAUUCAGCCAAUUUUUAAAAAUAAAUAUAAAACAUCAUUGGUCACACAUUUUUCAAUCAAACUAAGAUUAAUAUAAAAAUAUCAAAGCAACAUCUAAUUUGAAACAUCAAAAACUCUCCAAAACAUCAUUUAUUUUGGAACUUGGGGAAUAAUGUUUAUUCAUUGAUCCAUUAUUUUCGUUUGGUAUGACAUAUUGAUGUUUUGUUUGUGGAAAACAACAUAGUUAAUAUUUUCUUUUAUUUACGUAAUCAACAUAUGGCUACUUAUAAUUUUUAGAUAAUUCCAAAUUUGUGGAAACUUAACAUAUUAUUAGAUGUUUAAUAAGUUAAGAGAUAAAUACAAUAAGAAAAUCUAGAAAUAGGAAAAUGAAGUUUUCUAUUAGAUUAAGUUUGUGUUUUCUAUAUCUCACGUGUUAAAAAAUUGUCAUUCAUAUAAAAGGUUUCAUGCAGAGGUGUUCCAAAGGAGAUCUAAGAGAAGCAUUGAAAGCUUUAGUUUUGAGUAGUUUCUAAUGCUAAUAAGAAAAUUUGUUCUUAUAAUUCUGUGUUUCUAGAGAGUUUAGAGAUUUGAGUAAUAAUAAUGAUAAUACAGAUGUUUUUAUAAAUCAUGCUUCAGUAUUUCGGUUUAAUGUUUUGCAUGAACUAAGAAAAACGGUAAAUUUCUAAAAGUAAAGAAAUAAUGUAUAUGAAACAUGGAAGUAUAACCUAUGACAAAGGUUUUUUUUUUUUGCUAAAUUUUGGUGAGGAACAAAAAAUUCGAUCGUAUAUGAUAUAUGUUUUGAUAUAGUAAAGAAUACAUGUUCCACGUAAAUACACCCAGUCAUCUAACACUACUAAAAGCUCAAUAUACUGAGCAGAUAGCUAUGACACGUAGGAUAGUUUAUUUGAGCCAAUCAGAAACCUGUAUUUUGCCACAUCAGACUGUUUCACGGAUUAAUCCGUCCAAAGUCACGGGCCUCAGGGUUUGUUUUUUUUUUCCGUCCAAAGUCGAGCAGUUUAACGCGUGGGCUACGUGAUUGGUAUUUGGGCUUUAUCAGAUUGCCAUUUGGGCUUCGACGGAGAUCGUAAAAUAAUACAUAGCCGUCGAGAGAUGGUGAUUCUUCUCACCCGUACCUCUUCGUCUUCUCCGAUCGAAAAGCAACGAAUCCGAUAACUAAGCGAUCCACAAUGAAUACUUCCGUGCUAAUCAAUCAAUACCUCCUUAAUGAUUUCGUUUCACAUCCCUCUUUUCCUCCUCUUUUAUAUGCAGUUCUUCUUUUCUUCGUACUAACUAAAACCCUAGAACCACUCAGAUCUCAAACCAUGGCGAUGAAAAGAAAUGGAAAGUCUCCUGUCUCAUCCGACACUGACGAAAUAUUCAUGUUCUUCAAAGAUGUCUCUCUAGGUCCCCAUGAAAAUCAGUUGCGCUUCCGGCUCAUUCAUUUCUGGGAGGCUCGAAAUCCGGUGAAGAAGAAACUUAUUGGCCUGGAAAUGCUCCUCAUCGACGAGCAGGUAUCUCGAUUCUCUUAAAAAAAUGUUUUCAAAACGCAGAUCUUUGUUUUUCUGAGACUUUUCUGACGUUUCUUUAAACUUUUAAGUAGAAUCUACGGUUUUGAAUUUUGACGUUUUAUUAUACGAUUGAUUCAUUAGUUAAAGUAGAGUUUGGUUAGAAGAAUCUAGAGUUAGAGUUUGGUUGGAAGAAUCUAGAGUUUCGAUUAGUAUUUUUGACGUUUUGUUAUACGAUUGAUUCAUUAGUUAAAGUAGGGUUUGGUUUCUGAUUUGUUAUUAUUCGGAGGUUUUGUUCUCAUUUCGUGAGUUGUUAUUUUUUCCGACAACAGGGAACCGUCAUUCAGGGAUUCAUCUCACCAGGACGUAUCAAGAAGUACUUGCCUGAUUUGAAACAAGGAUCAGUUUACACGCUCAAAAACUUCUACGGGUCGAGAAACAAAACGAUGUAUCGGGUUGCUGAUCAUAUCGCAACUGUGUCUUUCACAUGGAACUCUGAAUUGUCGGUUCUUUACGAGAUUCCAACCUCUUUUGAUGAAGACCGUUUCAGGUUUCAUUCGUAUGAAGAUUUUGAAGCUAACUGUGAUCUCAAAGGUGACCUCUACGAUGUUGUUGGCCACAUGAAGUUGGUCAAUGGACAGACUCUUAUUGAGCGUCCCACACUCGAUGAAGUGAAGAUCGAUACCACUCGGCACAUUAUGGUUCAUGUGCAAUCGCAUGACGGACCUGUCAUGAAGCUCUAUCUUUGGGACCAGGCUGCAGCAGACUUCUGCAAGAAGUUUAACUCAUAUGACAACACUCCCACGGUGCUUUUGGUCACAGCUGUUAACACCAAACGUCUCGGAGGUACCCUUGCACUGACCUCUAUGUCUCCCACACGGGUUUUCAUGGACUAUGAUGUCCAGCCAACCAUAGAUUAUUUCAACUGGUAUGUAUCUCCGUCUUCAAUAUCUAUUCUAUACGGGUUCAUGUGAAGCGCACAGUUAGAUGUAUUGUAGUGAAUGACUGAAUCAAUGUUUUUUAUUGUGUGUUAGGCUCGGCUCAAACCCGGAGAUUGCUAUGCAAGUAAGUGCAGACGUCGUCACCAAGCGUGAGACACUGACUAUAGCAGAUAUAUUCUCUUACAUGAAGCAAGAAUCUGCAAAGGUAAAAAUAAAGCUAUAUACUUCUUACUCAUUUUGAAACACUAAGAUUUUAAUAUGAACUGCGUAUAAACUGUCGCAGGAUGCCUUUUUUGAGUGAACUGCUACAAUCGAUGAUGUUGUUCAUGGUUCAGCUUGGUACUAUAUUGCAUGCAGUGGAUGCCAUGCUAAGGCUACCAAAGGUGCAACAUCUUUGGUUUGUACAAACACGAAAUGUGAGAAGAUCAACACAGCUGGUGUUCCUCAGUAUGGUCUCUUGCCUGAACAUUUAAUUACACUUUCCCUGGUAUUUGCUUCUGCUUAUUACAUUGGUGACGUUUCCUUCUGAAUCUUUCUUAACAGGUAUCGUGCAAAGAUAUCUGUUUAUGACAACAGUGACCAAGCUGUUUUUGUCCUACUUGGUGAUGCUGGUCGUGUGUUGACCGGUGAUGUUAGGAGUUUUCAAGGCUCCUAAGACAAAUGUUGUAGUAUAAAUGAUUGUCGAACCAGUUCUGAGGGAUAUCAAAGCACUGAGAAUGCAAGUACUCACUUAAUCUAAGUGCAACCAAUGAUUUAGAUGGGUUUUAAACUAUGACUAAAAC